This is a messenger RNA of Procambarus clarkii (red swamp crayfish), 913 nucleotides long. RefSeq names its product crustacyanin-C1 subunit. Gene Ontology annotation, cellular component: cytoplasm. The record is from RefSeq and is a predicted model, not a curated record. Gene Ontology annotation, molecular function: pigment binding. Gene Ontology annotation, biological process: response to reactive oxygen species; lipid metabolic process. NCBI's taxonomy places the organism in Eukaryota, Metazoa, Arthropoda, Malacostraca, Decapoda, Cambaridae.
GUUAACAUUCAGAAGCCGCUUCUGCCUCGCACCAUGAACUCGCUGGCCAUCCUGCUGGUCCUCGUGGCCGCCGUCGCUGCUGACAAGAUCCCGGACUUCGUGGUCCCCGGCCAGUGUCCUACCGUCGACGAGAGCAAGUUGUGGACCGAACAGAAACCUAACCAUGCCAACUAUGCGGGCGUCUGGUAUCAGUUCGCUCUCACCAACAACCCCUACCAGCUGAUUGACAAAUGCGUCAGGAACGAUUACUCCUUUGAUGGAAGUCAGUUUGAUAUAACAUCAACGGGCGUGACUGCUGACGGCAGCCUGUUGAAGCGCAACGGGAAGGUGUACCCCAACCCCCUCGGUGAACCUCAUCUCACCGUCGACUACGAGAACUCCUGGGCCGCCCCGUACGUGAUCCUGGACACGGACUACACCAACUUCGCCUGCUUGUACUCCUGCCACAGCUACAACUUUGGUUAUUACUCCGACUUUGCCUUCAUCUUCACCCGCUCUCCCAGCCUAGCUGACAAGUUCGUGAAGCGGUGUGAAGCUGCCUUCAAGAGCAUCAAUGUUGACACUUCCCGCUUCAUUAAGACCGUCCAAGGAACGUCGUGUAACUAUGAUGUUCAAAAAACUCUCUAAAGCAUUAACUUCUCUGAUUUACUGAUAACUUCACGUAAGUGGGUUAAAUAUCGGUAUAAGAAGCUGAUAGGGAAGCGAGAGAGUUGGAGGCGUGAGUAGCACUAGAGAUCAAAUGAUUAUAUUUGACUGAAAGUGAUAUUGACCGUGUACAUACAUGAUAGCGCAAUUAUAUAUAUCUAUAUAUAUAAAUAUAUUGUAUAUAAUAUACAUAUACAAGGAAAAAUCCAUUUUUAACAUGUAAGUUAAGAAAUAAGUAAUGAUCAUGAAAAUAAAUCCUCAAUCAUUA